This is a messenger RNA of Didymodactylos carnosus, 477 nucleotides long. The record is from the annotation of a GenBank genome assembly. Lineage: Eukaryota; Metazoa; Rotifera; Eurotatoria; Philodinida; Philodinidae.
AUGGCACGAAUGAAUGAAGCCACAGUCGUUCUCGGUUACAGAAGUACUGGUGGUGAUAGUGGAAAUAAGGAUGAUGUUCUCUAUGGUGAAAUUGGAUGGCAUUAUGUAAUCAAAGUUAUUUUAUCUGUAACUAUUAUAAUCAGUGUCGUCAAACAACUAUCACGAAUAGAUUUUUGGCUUUUACUUGUUUGCGUAGCUACUACAACCAUUUUUACACUGAUACAAAUCGGACGUCAUACAUAUUUAACGGUAAUGAGGGGUACGGAAUAUAAAACAGAAUUGAUUAUUGUCGCUGUUAUUGAUUCGAUUAUUUUAAUUGUCUUAUGGUCUUAUUUAUGGCUAAGAUUUAAGCAAUUAAAGCGACAACACCAACAACACAAUGACGCUAUCGUUAGCGACGUUUCCUUACGAGUAAUCGAUGGUCCUGAAUCCGAAUCUCACCUUGGUUUGUGCCGCUAGGCCUUGCAAGUAUUGGUU